Alternaria conjuncta is the source of this 2553-nucleotide messenger RNA. RefSeq lists its product as uncharacterized. The transcript is spliced from 4 exons. The record is from RefSeq and is a predicted model, not a curated record. Bases 1 to 2553 code for a protein of 850 amino acids. Lineage: Eukaryota; Fungi; Ascomycota; Dothideomycetes; Pleosporales; Pleosporaceae.
AUGUCCCUACAGCUUCGCAUAAGCAGCUCCCAGGAAAAGCGCCCUGCUUACAGAGGCAACUCGCGUCGCUUACUUCGCUUGAGCGACAUUCCGGAAUCACCUGCGACAAUUGGAGCGACAUGCGAAGCAGUUGAAUCAGACGGCCGUGCAUGCCGUAAUGCGCUUCCCUCUGGAACGAGCGACCCGUGGUGCGACAGACACCUCGAAGAAUGGCAGGACCUGAACGCAAAAUGGAGCAAGACGCAGAAAGAAGCGGAAAGGAUUAUUGUGCUCAGUCUUGACGUUGCGAAACAAAAGGUUAUGAAGUUGCGCCAAUCCGUGGAGCUUAGGCGCCAGAUUCGGGAUCGGUUCUACCCUGGUGGCGGGGAUAUCACAGACUACAUCAAAUGGCUUGCAAAGCUAGAAGCCGAUGUUCGAGGGCUUGCAGACUCGUUGCUAAUGCAAAACUUGCAGCGCGGCCCGACCCCAGAAACCCCGGGAGUACAUACUGGCACCCCUCACCCCGAUAGGGUCAGUUUAGGAGAAACGAUCACCAUUCUUCGGUCACCGUUAGAUCCCCGGAUACCGAUCGACUCUCUCCAAGGGAUGCCUGAUGAUGGCACCAUUCUCGUCCUCAAACAUUUCUACCAGGAUUUGUGCGAGGCCAGUGUUCGACGACUGUACAGUAUAGUACCAGAUCUGGAUGACUCUCGCAAGCCUGCCAACUCGCCCGAACAGAAGAAGGAUCUACCUCCUCCUGAUAAUGGCACGGACAUCAUUCGCGCGUGGUUUCGCAUCAUGGUACUAAACGAUAGCGAGGCUUCCACUCUCGAGCACGCGACCAGAUCUAAGAGUAUUGACGACUUCUUGAUGGGAUGCUCAGCCAGUCAACUAGAGGAGUACUGUGACUACUUUGAGAAGGCAUGGCGUCCGAAUGCCGUGCAGUACCUUCGCGUAGCAAUUUGCGCCCAGACUCUUGCUGGUGGAGACAUCAAAACUAUACAGCUGCUCGGCGGUACUAUUCCAAGUACGACCGAAGGACUAAGAAUGACCAAGCCAUGCUGGGACAUACUCUAUCGUUGGUUCCCUACACUGCUCACACCCUGGUCACUCGCCAGUAUCUGUUCCAACUUCGAAGACUACACAACCAUCUGCAAACUGUUAAUGCUGAGGUUGUACAACGACCACUGGUACGACCCAGGUAGUAUACUGAGCGAAUGCUCAACCGGUGUCUAUAUGGGCUUCAUACCAACUAGCAAGGGAGACUUCACCGCCAGUGCAGGUCUCCGACAAGAAGGUCAACUGUGGGUGCAACGACAGUCACGUAACUAUCUGUGUGGCCAGAUGGCUAUCGGCGACCCUCUGACACAAGCAUUCCUCGACGAACUUCGAAAGCGUACUUCGUCAAUCUACUUGGUCGUUUACGAAGGCACACACGCGGACGCUACUGUACACCCAACUGAACCCGAUCUAUUCAUCAGUCGUCAUCGCUCAGCAUUGACGCUUGACGAGCUGGAAAGCGUCGACUACAGUACUACAUUGACACUGGAAGAGAUCAAGAACAACCUUCGAAUGAGAAAGACGACCAUGUACGAUCCGAUAGUGGUCGACUCCUGGCAGUUCAUCAUCAUCGAUCGCGAAGUGGGACUGCCCUUCCGAUUGAUCGACAUGGUGCAAGACACGCUCAUGAUGCUCAUUGGCGACCCUUCACCCCGACAAAUGGCAAAGCGCGUCAUCCGCGAAAUCAUACCACCUUCCGUUCAGGAGAUCUUCUUAGAAGAAAUUGCCAUCGACUGCACAGCAGAGUUGCGAUACCCACCGCCAGGCGAAGUUCAACACGAAGGCAAUAGGUGGCGAUGCUACGAUCCAGAUGUUAAAGUGCUUGCCGCAAAGCAAAAGAGGAUGACCCAACAACAAGUCUCACGGGACGACAAUCGCUUCAUCAGGCGCGUCAUCGAGGACAUGGAACGCUACGGCAUCGUCACUCUCUGCUCAGAAUUCGAAGAGCCACAGACCCGGCCGAUCAUCGUUCAAGCUUCUGACGGUGCACCCGAUCUCUACUUCCCUUACGAAAGCGGUACCACAGUCUCCGAGAGCGGACGCUCCCUAUCGCUCCCACUACCACCACCGACCUGCCUCCGAGACUUCGCAGAGAAAUACAAGGCAAAACACCCGAACGCCAUCAUGGCAAAAGGCUCAAUACAAACCCAUUACUGUGCCUGGCCCAUGCCCGCCAUCAAGAGUCUCGGCAAAAGCGGCCUCAACUUUGCCACAUGGGAAGGCCAUGUCUAUCGCUGGAACGCCAUGCCAUUCGACCGCCCCUCCUCCGCAAACGCAUGGCAGUACUACAUCCAACACUUCCUCAAUUCCAAAUACCCUUUCGUCAUGUUCUACCUCACCACUUUCGUAAUCUGCGCCACGGACCAAGAAGACGGCGAUCGCAAGGCCGCUACCAUACUCGAAGAGAUGGAAGAUAGGGGUUGGCGUGUCACGCUGCCCAGGACGUAUGAGUGGAGCAGCGAUAUUGAGACGCUGAAGUUGGAGAAGCUGUUCAAUGGUGUUACGCCCGCGUAG